Messenger RNA from Lepisosteus oculatus (spotted gar), 5450 nucleotides. NCBI's taxonomy places the organism in Eukaryota, Metazoa, Chordata, Actinopteri, Semionotiformes, Lepisosteidae. The record is from RefSeq and is a predicted model, not a curated record.
GCAACCACAGUCAAAACUGUACAGGGAAAGACAAAGCAGAGGAUACUCCAUAGCUCAGAAAGAACAGUUGGGGGCCUAUCUACUGUUUUCAUGGGGGCGUUUGGAAGCAAAGUGGUCAAACAGACAUCACUCGAUGGUGUACAACAUCAGGAACAAGUAAAGGUUUAUCAAUACCAGCUGCCGAAGGUAGAACCAGAUGCUGUAAUGGAUGGCAAUGAAAAAUCGGAACAUAUGUGUCCCCGGUUUCCAGAACCUAUUCCUCUUGAGCACCCCAUCCCCUCUCUGAAGGAGGCAUUAGAGAAGGUGGACAUGCUUCUUCGGCACAGUAUUCACUCCACCAGUCUUCCGUCUCUAUCUGCCAUAGUCAUUUUCAAUGACACUGUACUGUGGACUGGAAACUUUGGCAAGAAGAACGGCUCUGACCCCUUCUCUCCCCCACCAAAUGAAUAUACCAUCUACAGGGUCGCCAGUCUCUCAAAGAUUUUCCCUACGCUGAUGCUCUACCGUCUCUGGGAGGAAGGCAAAGUGGGCUCCCUGGAUGACCCUCUGGAAAAAUACGUGGAGAAUUUUACUAUUAAGAACCCCCUGGGGAAAUCCCGAGACUCGGAGCUUAAGUAUAUCACUGAUGGGCUGAUUUUUCUGGACAGUGGUGAAGUGCAGAUCAGAACCUCCUCAGUUACACUACGCAGGAUGGCAAGCCAGCUCUCCGGGUUGCCCAGACGGUUGAGGGCGACAAACCUGCUGUGGAAAGGAAAGACACAGGCUGCUAUCAAUCUCUUGCAAGAUGACGUGUUAGUCGCUGACCCAGGUACCAGAUGCCAUUACAGUAACCUCGCCUUCUCCCUUCUGGCUCAUGUCUUGGCGGAUAAGGUGGUGGGCACAGACUACCAACGCUGGAUCUCUGACAGCAUCCUGGACCGGCUGGGGAUGGAGGACACAGGGUUUGAUAUCACUCCCACCAUUCAAAACCAGAUGGCUGUGGGCUUCUACAGUAAUGGACAGCCAGCACCUCUCUAUGACCUGGGCUGGUACCGUCCCUCUGGGCAGAUGUAUUCCACGGCAGCUGACCUAGCCAAGUUGGCCAUGAUGUUUCUGGGGGCCUAUCACCGCAAGAUCCUGGAGCCUGACACUCUGAAGGUUAUGAUGACGCCCCUCUUUCGCUGUGACAAAGACUACUUCGCCAACUGGACAGGUACUCCCUGGGAGGUGAAUGAGCAGCUUGGCUACGAGGUAUUACGGAAGGAUGGAGAUCUGGAUGGUUACUCAGCUACCUUCUCCUUGGUGCCGCGGCUAAAGAUGGGCUUGGUUUUGCUCAUGGCUGGAAGCAGGCCACAAGAGGAAGACUUGGUAGCUAAGACAUACAGCUAUAUAAUCCCAGCCAUGGAGACAGCUUUCCGAGAAGCCAGACGCAUUCUGGCACCUCCACCCAAUCCUGCCCCUUAUGUUGGUUUCUAUACCUACAGCAACAUCACCUUCUAUGAGAUUAAAACUGGAUCAGAUGGGGUCCUAAUCAUGCAGCAGUUUGGUCCACAUAUAGAGGAUCUGAUCCCUGAACGGUAUAGGACAAUUAAGCUCAACUACCUGGAGGACAGGGUCUUCCAGGUCAUCUUUGAGAAAGAAUACCCCUGUGUCUUACGAGUCAGCACUGCCUCUGUUUCACUGGAAGCUCAAGAUGGGCAGCUCUUUAACUUUUAUCCUUUCGACAAGAAGGGUCAGUCUCCGGGCUUCGAUGCACCAGGACUCAACACAUACAAUGUGGUCCGGAUUCCUCGAAGACCUACAUUCACAUCCUAAAUUCUUCUGAAUAAAAUUUUGAAAAAGUACCGACUUAGUAGCCAAGGAUUGUCAUGAGAUAUGAAUAACAAGAAGUGGUAUAUAUUUCCAUUGGCUCUAAAAGAUUAUGCCGUCUUGAAAGGAAAACUAUAUUUACAGUGACAAAAUAAUAAACUUGUGGAAGACCACAAAAGUGCAAUGUUUAAAAUUCUCAGUUUCAUAUUUUGACAUUUGAUUCCAGUUGCUCACCUAACAAGACAUCUUUGUUUAAUACAGUGCUAAAGACAGGGAAUAAGGAGUUUGAACAAAGGCAUGAUCUUCAGGGGAUACAAAUACUUUUUUACAUAUAAACACCUGGCUAUGGCAGUAUAGUUAGACAUCAUGAGCUAUAUUGUUUUCUACUGGCUCACCUACAGUUUUUGAAAGUAUUGUGUUACUGCUCAUGAAGGUGGAAAAACAGCUUACCUUGCAUGUAGGUUUUGUGUCUUUCAUCUGGGCAGCAGUUACUGGACACGAAUCUCCAACAGUACCAAAAUGUAGGAAUAUUUGCUUCCUAACACCUUCUAGCUAAUGUGCCACUUUCUUACCUCUGAGAGUACAUUAAUAUUGAAUUGAGAGAAUUGUGAGGUACUGUAUGUUUAAUGCCAAUGUGUGACUGCGUCAAGACAACCAACUCAUUUUACAUCCAACCAAAACUAUAAACCUUACAGGCCACUUAGUUUUAUUGCAUUUAUACAAGCAAGUCCUUCAGAUUUUAUUUAUAGAUGUUCUCUUCACCUUCAAAGAGCAGAAUGAAUUCAAAAUAAAUACCACUGUUUAUACAGAGCUCCAUUUGUUAUAAAUAUUAUUUUUUUUCAAGGUGGCUCAAUGUACAUUGAAAGACGCAGGGCUGAGAGCCUCAAAAUUUCUGUUUUCAGAAUUAAAAACUAACACGAAAGGCACAGUCUUUUGUGGGCAAUAACCAGAGCAUGAUCUCAUUCUCAUCUAGAUUGAUGUGAAAUGUAUGUAAUACCAUAUUGAGAAAAUUAGUUGGAACACCGUUGCCAAAGAUGUUAAAAAACAUCUUCUGAGUUCUGAGGUUUUGUAAAAUUCAAAGGUAGUGUCCAUAGGGAUAUAACUUACCCGCAUCCCACACAUACAGUACUGUACUUGCAUGCAAACAACAUACAGACAAAAUACUGUAUAUGGGCUUUCAGCAAUAGCAUAAGCUUUUAGCAUUCUUGUUGAGUGCCUAGACUUGAUAAGAAGCGUUAUUUAUAGUGCUGUGAAAGCAAACUUUUUUCUCUUCUGACUGUUUCACACAGUACAUAUCCCAACCCUCAUUAAAAGUGAGUCGUGCGUCAUGAACACUCUUUAAGAUUCAGUCUUGUGAAUAAGGGGCUGCAAAGUAGGCUUCUGUUUCCACCUCGCAUCAGCUGAGAUAAAAGAAAUGCAGUGCUAUUUUUACACAUGGCGAUUAGGUAGAAAGUUAUCAAAAUAUUAACCUGACAUUAACAAAAAAUGAGAAGGAAAUUAAAUCUCUUGGGGGAAAGGGAGCUGAGAGUGGACAUUAAAUAUUUAGGCAAUUACUACAGUUUUUUAAGUCCUCCACAAUUUAAUAUGCGGCUAAGCUUUUCCUUUUGGCCUUGAUCCCUACACAGGGCUCUUCCUAAUGCCAGUGACACAUAACACGACUUUUCCUAGGAUUUUCAGUAGUAGUCUUCCUUUACAUAAUUGUAAGAAAAUCACAGCGAGUUGUAGAGAUUUGCAGUGCACACCCGUUACUGUCAGUUGUGUAGUGUGACUCAGUCAUAGCGCUCUUUACAGCCCCUACCACUCUCUGGGACUCGCUAUGAGAAAAUCAAACUGGUCGUAGGGGUGGGCUCUUGUGUCUGCGACAGUAAACAUCCAACGAGUGCUCAACCAGAAGUACAAUGCAUACAAUGCAGCUGCAAAGAAAGAAAGAAAGUGAGUGUUUUGGUCUGUGCAAAUGGAGGAGAGGCUCAUCGAACUUUGGAGCCAGCACAGAUGUCUGUUCGAUGUUUCGUGUUUGUCAUUUCAUAUUUGUUGUACUUUCGUGCAGUGCUCCUCCUCUUAUUCCGGUGAGCUCCACAUUGACUGGCUGCCAAAAUGAGGUGACCUCACGGUACUUUCGUGUCAUAACACGAGAUUUGGAACCGUGAUGAAAAGUCGUGAAGGAAUUGUGUAAUUAGUCACCCCCUGCGAUUCCUAGUUGUAUAAUUUGACACCCUCUAGAACAGAAAAGGCAGGAAGAUUCAGCAAUUGCAGUUGUUAAAUUUGAUAAGCUCUCUGACUAGAAGUCGUGUCGAAUCCUGUAGUGUGACAAAGGCUUAACCUAAAAGCACCUGUCUGUAGUCUACAAGGGACACUCUCCAUUUCUGAUGCAAGAAAGGAUUUGCAUUCAAAUCACCUACACGCCUAUGUAAAUAAGCUUCUUGUCUGAGUGCCAACAUCUGUCCUCCUAUCUGCCUGGUAAUUUAGAUAAGAUGGCACUGGAAUUAUUCAUUCAUUUAACAAACUGUCCACAUUUUAUAUCAAACAGCAUGAUUAGCAUUAGCUGUUGAAGUAACCCUUUAGCCAUGGUGAUCUAGUAGUAUAUGCACAAAACUAAGGAAGGUCAGCAAGCUUUAUGCUAUCACAUCCCUGGGAAGUAAAUAAAAAAAUCAGUGUGCAUGUAAAUACUCCCUCUGUGUUAGCAUUACCCUUGGAAACAUUCGACCUUUUAUGGCAAGCAUUUCCAUUUAUUUGAAAGUGGAGUGAUCAGCACAUCAUUUUCCAUUCUGCAAAUUUCCAUUAAUGCUUUUAUACCACAUUUGACAAUUGAGUUGUGAAAUAAAUUUUAAUGGGGCACUUCUGUUCUGUUUCCUGUACAUUUCCCUUCAUUGUUGAAAUAUGCUAUAGGAAGGUUUUCUGGCCAUAAGUAAAAUGAGAUUCAAUUGUAGGUACAGGUCUGUCUAGAACAGAGACCUCAGUCCUAAGUACGAUCGACACUAUUUGGGGAGGAACAUUGAAUUUGGACCAUUUUUUAUUUUAAUCCUGCUUAACGUUAAAGAUACCGUACUAUCCAUAUGUACCAUUUUGAUAACUGGUUAAUGCUUUCCUGUUGAUGUUGCAAAUGACCUGUUUACAUUUGCCCUAAAAUUCCGAUUUGGAAAUAUAUGGAAGGUGCUGAAAGAACUGGAGAAGUUAGGAGUCAUUCAGAUUCAGAAGCAAAGCACUGGUGGAUUCGGAAGCCAGGAACUGAACAUGCACAGCAUGAAGGAGGCUAUGGAACUGCACACAAAUGAAGAAUUGUUUCAGGACCACAGUUCCAUUAGGGGAAACCUCCAGCCUGAAGGAAAUGUCUUUUUAAAGCUCAGACCUUAAAACUCCCUGGAAAAUCAUACUAAUCAUGCACCAUGCUGUUUCUGUAAAUUAUUUCUGUCAGCCAUGGGGGUUUUUACUGGAACUGCCUCAGUGGGUUGUGGCAAGAUUAUAGGAGAGUCAUGGUUGUAACACAGACUAUUUUGUUUCUUAUUAAAAAUACAAAUUGCGGUGAAUUGUAAAUGCAUAAACAGAUCCUUUUUACUGGUGACUUGUGGAUUUAGGAAGAUAGUAAUCUUACAUUCUGUUUUUAUAAACUAUUAUUAUUUUAACCUUGAUCCCAGAUGAAAAAAAAAACAUGAAAAAUAAUGUAA